Closterium sp. NIES-67 is the source of this 555-nucleotide messenger RNA. The record is from the annotation of a GenBank genome assembly. Lineage: Eukaryota; Viridiplantae; Streptophyta; Zygnematophyceae; Desmidiales; Closteriaceae.
GCCCAUCAGUCGCAGAACGCCCUCAAACUCUUGUGCAUAUUUCUGCACUGAGCGAUCGCCACACUUGAUGUUUUCAAGGCGACGACGCACCUCCAUGGUAGUUUUUUUGAAAAGAAAAGCCGCUUUCAUUGCAGCACAGAACUCGUCCCAAGUGAAAAACAUUCCACUUGCUUCGAGCUGUUUCCGGCUAGCAAACAUGGUUUGGCUAGCAUGCUCAUCCAACGCACCAGAGACGGCGGUGACACGAGCGUUGGUGCGCACAUUGUGGAGAGUCAGCAUUUCAUCCACAGUUGUCACCCAGUUCUCAACAUCCGUCUUGCCAUGGAUGAAUUUUGGGAGCACAGUGGGGAGGGAGCCAAAAGGCGUUGCCAUGGGCUGGACAUGCUGCUGAGGUGCUGCAGUUGAAGGAGAUGCAACAGGCGGCGGGUUGGAUUGGGUGCCCGAUGGGCCAGCAGUAGCGGGUGAGUGUUGGUAGAUAGGACCCCGCCGAAUAUCCCGGUACUGGUUUUGCAGGUGGGCAAUAGCAGGUUGCAUCGGGGCGAUUGUAGAUUGCAG